Molecule: messenger RNA, 855 nt
Organism: Menidia menidia (Atlantic silverside)
Lineage: Eukaryota; Metazoa; Chordata; Actinopteri; Atheriniformes; Atherinopsidae
Source: the annotation of a GenBank genome assembly
AUGGUUUUACUGGCACAGUUCUCCUUUUUAUUGAUCAUUUCGUCGGUGGGAGCAGCUAAGAGUGAAGGAGACGAUGACUGGGUUCAUCUUCCCAACAAAUGUGAAGUCUGCAAGUUUGUCAGCAUCGAGAUGAAGUCGUCCUUCCAGGAGACGGGGAAGACCAAAGCCGUCAUCGACAGGACCUACAACUUCAUAGAUGGAAAGGGGGCGCCGCCGGUUCAAUAUGUCAAGUCGGAUCUCAGAUUUAUCGAGGUCGUGGAAAAUGUGUGUCAGAGGCUGCUGGAGUACAACCUGCACAAAGAGAGGACCGGCAGCAACCGCUUCGCCAAGGGCAUGUCGGAGACCUUUUCCACCCUCCAUGGCCUGGUGAAUAAAGGAGUCAAUGUAGUGAUGGAUAUUCCUUACGAGCUGUGGAACGAGACCUCGGCUGAAGUGGCUGACCUUAAGAAACAGUGUGAUGUGAUGAUAGAGCAGUACGAGGAAGUAAUCGAGGACUGGUACAAAGGCAACCAGGAGGAGGACCUGACCACUUACUUGUGUGAGAAGCAUGUUCUCAAAGGACAGGACCAAGCCUGCUUGAACGAGGAGUGGACCCGGAAAAAGGGCGACCAGGCGGCCCUAGCAGAGGACAAGAAGAAGAAGAAAAAGAAGAAGGGAGGGAAGAAAGGGAAGGGCAAGGGGGAGGCAGGAGGCGACGGGGGAGAUGCAGAGAAAGUGGCAAAGAAGAAGAAGGAGAAGAAGGUGAAGAAGAAGAAAAAGGGCAAAUCUCCGGUGGAGAAGACGGACGGAGGGCGGACGUCCGACGAGGAGAUCCAGCCUCAGGUGCCUCUCUCUGGGCAGAAGACGGAGCUGUGA